Molecule: messenger RNA, 3867 nt
Organism: Cryptotermes secundus
Lineage: Eukaryota; Metazoa; Arthropoda; Insecta; Blattodea; Kalotermitidae
Gene: Tti1
Product: TELO2-interacting protein 1 homolog
Exons: 14
Coding region: 102-3308 (1068 amino acids)
Biological process (GO): chromatin remodeling
Cellular component (GO): cytoplasm
Source: RefSeq, a predicted model, not a curated record
UUUUGGUGGAGGAAUGUAACAGGAUUAUGUGAAGGACCGCAUUCAUUAUUAUCUGAUAAAAGUCUUACGGACAACCCAUCGAGUUGAUACAGAAUUAUAUAAUGGAAACACUACACCCAGUAGCAGCACUCAGUGUUCUGAAGCCAGCUUAUUAUGCUGUUAUUGAGGAACCAUCAAAAAAUCACAUUUUAAAGCUGACGGAAUUACUUCAUAAUGUUUCUCCUUCGGCACUUCAAGUACAGCGGGAUUUAAUUCUUUAUCCACUGGAACUACAUUUACAGAACUAUCAGCUUGGGUCUGAAAUUAAACGAUAUCUUGUUAUCAGCAUUAAGGAGGUAUUGCAACGUGUACGUGUUUGUGAUUUGAAGAAAUUCUUGAAGCUCUACACUUUACUUUUCUUUCAAGUCUAUGACCAGAAGAAGUCACUUUUAGUUGGAGAUGUUCCAGAGGAGCUGAAGCUCAGUGUUGUGGAAUGUGUCACAUGCCUUCUGAAGCAAGCAUCUUCUGAUGUCCUCUGUGAGUUUUACAGCAGGGAACAUGCACCAAAGUUGGGCCAGGGGAUUUACAUAGCCAUCCAAAUGGCCCAGUGGGAAAAGUUACGUUCUCUGAGACUUGCAGCCGUUGAGUGUAUCAUGACUCUCGCUCAAGUCCACAGUGACGCAGAUGGAGAUGAUGAAGUUUUUCGGCAGCAAGUAGGAGGUGUGUUAAUGUUCUUUCUACCAGGUAUAAUCGGUGGCUUGCAGAAAAUUGCCACUGAUGAUGAGAAGCAGGGACAUCAAAUAACAAUGCUUGCUGUAAAGGCAUGGGGAGAGAUAAUUACUAUUGUGAUGGAAGAUAACAAUGCUUCUGAUGCUUCAGAAAAUAUGAGUAUGUCAUUCAGAAUAGAUCCUCCUGCAGCAGUCAUGCAAGAAGAUCCAUUGGAUAACAAGUGGCAGGAUUGUACCAGGGAAUCCAUGCUGAAGAGCUUACAGGAAAAGAAUCGCACGCCUGAAUGGUAUUGUGCUGCUGCACAGAAGCUGGCUCUUUCAGUGAAAGCUAUCGGCAUGGUUCAGCAUCAUUCACACUGGAAAGUGAGAAUGGCACUGGCAUCAUCUUGUUACUUACUGCUCUCUAAGUGCUGCAGAAACAUGAAACCAUCUAUGAUGUAUCUGAUUGAAGUGCUCAUCAUGCUUUCUGAAGAUGAAAAUGAAAAGAUAGCCACAACAGCCACAGAUGGACUGAAAUUGUACUCUGAGAAAUGUGAAGCAAGCUGUGGAAAAUCUCUUCUAGAAAUCCUAGAAGAUAAUUUUUUUAACUUGGUAACAAAACUGCCAAGGAUCCUUCAUGGAACAGAUGAUGUGCAGCAGUUAGCAGCAUUGCGGUUACUGGCUGGCUACAUAAAACUGUUAGGAGUUAACAAACUUCCUUAUCUGUUGAACUCAGCAUCUCACCUGAACCGCCUGGUGUGGACUUUGAUUCAAGCUAUUGAACUGGAUAGUUCAUAUGUAUCUCUGCUGGAAGAUUACAGUUUAAGAGAUUUAGAAACAAGUCAUGGAAAGCCACAGACAUCACCAUGGAAGGUGUUCAAGCACUUCACUGAUCAUAGUAUUCAACAGAAAAUGGAAGAUGUGUGCCAUAUGCUUGGUCAGUAUGGAGAUUUAAAUAUUCUGAGUUAUCAUCUGUUGGACAGAUUUCAUAGUGUUCCAUAUCAGAACAAGGAAAUCACAUUCCUUUUAAAUGAGAUUUUGUGUGGAGGUGCCCACAGAGAAGAUGCAAAUUUAGAGGACAUUAUUAGAAAUGUUCUGCAUGUAUACCUAGAACCAUCCAUUUGGUACGUAAGUCUGAAUGUGGGAACUCACGUGAAUGAACUCCAGGAGGAGACAUCCAUUACAAUUGGACAAGCACAAGCUAAUGUCAUACAAGCUUGUUUACUUGUUGAAGGUGUAGGGAAGAUGGCUAGAGUUCUGGGUUCUAAAUUUGAUCAGUUCUUGUUGAAGACACUGUACUUGGUGUUAGAACGAGCUGGCAGUGCAAAUGAACUUGUUGCUGAAGCUGGAAUGGCUGCUAUUCAGGACAUAAGUCAGGCAUGUGGCUAUGGCAGAGAUGUGACUGACUUGGUGCAAGCGAAUGUUGACUAUUUCUCAUACCAUGUGACAUGUAGGCUACGCAGAAUGGAACAGAAUCCUGGUGUGAUGGAUGUUUUAAACGUUGUAAUGAAGUACAGUUCAAUGGAUGUGUUGCCAUGCUUGGAGGAAAUUGUUAAAGAUGUUUUGUUACAGAGCUGUGAUGUCUUCCAGGACCGAAAUGCUGUCUCUUUCCUCCGAGUAUUUUACACAUUUCUUUUCUCUGUAAGGCGAUGGUUAAAGGACAAUAACAGUGAAGUGAAAACUUGCCAGGAGAUUGAUAGAAAAGAAAUGGGAACAUUGGAAUUGGUUCCAAGAAUUAUGCAGACUUCGCAGGUUGUUAAUUAUAUUAUUCAGUAUCAUCAGUACAAAAAACAGUCAGAUGACAUCAAGAAUAGUGUCAAAGAUAAAGAUAAUGACAAGGAUAGAGGAGUCUAUAAUGAAAGUGGCGAGGUAAAUUGUGGUGGGGAAAAGAAGUUACCACUGUUUGUGGAAAUGACAGUUUCUGUUCUUAAGACAUGUGUACAUUUUCUGCCAAGUAAAAACAGGGAACAGAAGCUUCUUGUUCUAGCCAUUCUACAGGAAGGCUUGCUGAUAUUGGAGACGUGGGAAAAUGAAUUACUGCCAAUUGUACAUGCAGUCUGGUCACCAUUUGUCAGCAGAUUUGCUGAGACCUCAGAUCAUCUUCUGAUUAAUCGUAGCUUUGGUCUUCUCUGCACACUUGCACAGACAGCAAAAGACUUCAUACGGUCACGUACACUAAAGCAAGUUUUACCAUCCCUGUGUCAGACAUUAAUGAAGUCUUCUCUUGAAAGCAAGAAGAAAGACAGGGGCUCAUCAUACAGGUUCACCCAGCUCUUCAAACUCCAGAAGGAACUGCUGAGUAACAUGGGAAACUUGGCUGUACAUCUGAACCUACAGGAGCGUGAGGUUGAUCAAGUGCUGACUGCAGCAGCACCAUAUCUGAGCAGUCUGCAGCCAGCUCCACUUCAGGAAUCCUGUGUGAAACUAUUCCAGAAAUUAUCAACUGUGAAUCAAGACACAGUUUGGCUGAAAGUUGUCAGUAUGUGGCAUCCCAUUCAUACAUUAAAUCCACCUACUGGCGGUUUGCAGGUAAUAAAGGUGACAGAAAAGGAUGUCCACAGUCAAGAGGAAUUCAAGAAAAAUGUUGAAGAAAUUCUGACAUUUCUGAAUAUUAGAUCUUAGAAGGAAGAAAUUACCCACUUAUAUGAACAUAAACACAGACUGUUUAGUAUAUUCAGCCUUAUGGUAAAGAUCCACUUCCUGGUUAAAAAAAUAGCUGGUGCAGUAGGGUCUAUUUGCAUUGCAAAUACUACUUUUCAGGCUAAAAACUGUAUUUUGAUGCAGUUGUUAAGUUUCAGAAUGUAUGUACUGCCAUCUGUUGAUUAAUCAAAAUAUUGAAUGGGUAAGGAUGAAUUUCUUAUGGCUGUGACUGAAGGAUCCAGUAUUACAGGAUGUGAUACUAUGUAGUAGCCCGUGCUACAUGGUGUCACAUCCUAGAAGAAAGAAGGAACAGAUCCUUUACCAAGUCUUCUGUAAAUUUUUUGGUUAUUAAAGGGAAAGGUGGAAUAUGCUGCUAGGCUAUGAGCUGAACUGUUUACCCUCUCUAUGCUAGACAAAGAGGAAAAUGAGGUCAUUUGCAGCAAUUGUGUUUCAAUUAAUUUAGUGUUGAAUCGUUAUUUUUAUGUGACUUGAAAAGAGUAUACAGUGCAACAUUUGAGUAAAAGAAUUAUGUGAAUGAAGA